AUGAUGCAUUAUUUGGAAGAAACAAACAGAGUAAAUCCUUUUUUAGUAAAGGUGGCUUGGAAGAGCUCCAUAAUUACUGAAAGACGAACUUUGGGGUGUGUAGUGAGCCCAUACUCCUCCUCCAUACAUAUAUCUGCUCUGCUCAUUCCCUCGGUCAACCUAAAAUCGAACCCAUGCACCAAAUUCGCCAGUGUCGUUCGGACCAUUCUAAGCCCGAGGCCAUACCCCGGGCACCUCCUCCUGCCCGACCCGAACGGCAAUAGUGCGAAGUUACUGCCCAAGAACCUCUUGGGCCAGAACUUCUCGGGCUCUUCCCAGCGUCUCCUUGAUGAUGGACUCGAUGUAGGGCAGUCGGGAGAAGUCGUUCUCCUAGACCCAUCGGUUUCCCCCGAUUACCCAGUCGAGCUCGUCUUUAGCCCUCUCCAUUGCGUGGGGGUGCUUGAGAAUCUCGAGUAUGGCCCGCUCGACCGUGGUUGCUGUCGUAUCUGUGCCUCCGACUAG
Striga asiatica is the source of this 501-nucleotide messenger RNA. NCBI's taxonomy places the organism in Eukaryota, Viridiplantae, Streptophyta, Magnoliopsida, Lamiales, Orobanchaceae. The record is from the annotation of a GenBank genome assembly.